This is a messenger RNA of Podarcis raffonei (Aeolian wall lizard), 2541 nucleotides long. Its product is annotated as interferon-inducible GTPase 5-like. The transcript is spliced from 2 exons. Gene Ontology annotation, cellular component: membrane. The coding region runs from base 260 to 1525 and encodes 421 amino acids. The record is from RefSeq and is a predicted model, not a curated record. NCBI's taxonomy places the organism in Eukaryota, Metazoa, Chordata, Lepidosauria, Squamata, Lacertidae. Gene Ontology annotation, molecular function: GTP binding; GTPase activity.
GGCUGCUUGGAGCUCCCUCUGGCCAGGAAUGCGGCUUCGGCUGUUUGUUGCGAUCUUAUCUCAUCCUCGCUGGUUACCUUCGCUUUCUUUUUUGCUUUUAGAAGUGUGAUGAUCAGGAGGGAGAGAGGGUAUAAAAGAGAGGCACACAAUGAGAGAAGGUAAGAGAAAAGCGCGAGAAACCUCGAAGCAAAGACUACUGAGCUUGGCUGCAAAAAAUCGAUCCGGCAGCAGAUAAACUGAGCCACAAGGAAUCACUGUCAUGGAUCCUGCUGUAACAACAGAAAUAACAGAAAAACAAUAUGUUGAAACAACAGAAAUCAUAAGAAUGGACCUUGCUCAAGUGAAGUCUGCUUUUAAGAGAAAAACAUUUGAAGCUGUUUCAGCUGAAGCUAAAGAGGAGUCAAAUUUAUUAAAUAAUGUCACGUUGGAAAUUGCCAUCACAGGAAGAUCUGGUGUCGGGAAAUCAUCUUUUGUCAAUGCUCUGCGGGGAAUGAAAGACCAUGAAGAGGGUGCAGCUCUGACGGGGGUGACAGAAACAACAAUGGUGCCACAAGAAUAUACACACCCCGCAUUCCCCAAAGUCAAAAUUUGGGAUCUACCAGGAAUUGGAACAAAUGAAUUUAAUGCAGAGGAAUACUUAAAGAAGGUCAAUUUCAGCAAGUAUGAUUUUUUCAUCAUCAUCACCUCAGAUCGCUUCACUAAACAGGAAACCAAAUUGGCUCUUGAGAUCCGUAAAAAUAAGAAGAAAUUCUACUAUGUGCGCAGCAAAGUGGAUAUCGAUAUAGAAAACUACAGGUGGUCAAAACGCAUCUAUGAGGGGGACAUCCAUGAGAAGAUGCUGUGUGAGGAGAAUACUCUUGACAUUAUACGGAAAGAUAGCUAUGAGAAAUUGAAGGCAUUAGGUGAGUCUUCUCCAAGGGUCUUUCUAAUAUCGAAUUGGGAUUUGAGCAAGUAUGAUUUCCCCCUGCUUCAAGAGACCUUUGAAAAGGAACAGGAUGAAAUCAAGAGAGAUGUUUUAAUUAUGUCUCUUCCAAUUUUAACAAAAGAUAGCAUUAAAAAGAAAAAGGCUGCUAUGGAGAGCCUGAUAUGGAAAAAAGCCAUGGUGAGUUGUUCUGUUGGGUUGAUUCCUCUCCCAUUCCUCUCGCUUGGUUGUGACAUUGCCAUUGUGGCUGUGACAAUGAGGGAGAUCUGCAAAGUUUUUGGCUUGGAUGAAGAUUCCCUCAAUAUACUAGCAAAUCGUGUGGGGAAACCUGUUGAGGAGUUGAAAUCUGCUAUUGAACAUACCCCAAGCACCGGUAUGAUCACAACAGAAUUUGUCAUGGAUAUCUUGAAGAGGUCAGCAGUGUGGGGAGCAAUCACUGUGGCAGAGCUGGUUGUGGGUUUCAUACCUGUGUUGGGGUCUCUCUAUGGUGGGGGCAGUUCUUUUGCUACCACAUUCUACUUGCUGAAGAAUUUCCUGGAAAACGCUGUGAAAGAUGCAGAGAAAGUUCUGGCAAAGGCUGCUGAGCCUAAGAAACCCAAGUAAACAGCCAAUACAUCUACCUGGGAAGAGACAUCCAGGUUCAACAUGCAUUAUCUCAUCUUUCUGCCACAGCAUCAACCAAUUGCUUUCUUCACAAGUUCGUCUUCUGGUUUUGCAACAUGGCAUCCUAGCAUGCUCCCUUUAUUACUCUUCAGCUCAGCACUCGUAGGGUUGCCAUAUUUCAAAAAGUGAAAAUCUAGAGACAAAAGUUGUUGAGCUUUCCGCUUAUGGGGGGGGCCAAAGUUAUAGAGAUGAGGUGUGGAGGGCAAAGUUGAUGAGCUAUUUUGGCAAAAUCCCCCCAAAACAAAAGAAGUUCUUGAGCUAUUUUAAAGGAAAUCUACCCCAAAAAAUCAACACGUCUGACAUUUCACAAACAUUUUUACCAAUUUUCAAGAAUUCUGCUUGGACACUACUUCCAAUGGACGAAUCCCAGACAUAUGGCAGCCCUAUUGUAACAACACUUAAUCAGUAGUCUGCCUGGGCAAUUUUUAUCCAGUUUAGAGGUUUCUUAUCUCCUACCUGUCAGUGUUAAAGCGAUGGAUGUCUCCCCCUCUGACAUGGAGCAAAUUUGCAGCAGCCAAACAUAAAGAAUGGAGAAAAGAAGAGAAGAGAAAUGGCUUCAGAGAGUUCUAUUGCUGAUACGCUUAAGUAAAUUGUGAUGCAGAAUUAAUAUCUGAAGGAUAAAUUAACAAAGGUGAAUCUUAAAAUUACAGCCCUGGAUCAAAAAGUUACUGAUCUUAAUGAGGAGAUAUCAAAAUCUGAAGCAGUUGGAAUUAAACAAGAUCUAACACAGAUAUCGUCUUGGGUGGGAUCCUGCGAGACAUGCUUAUCCAUGCAAAAAUAUACUAUAUAGUUUUGUAGCCUUUAGUAUAUUUUAUGGUUAUUUCGUUAUUUCUGCUUUUAAAAAUGUUUUAAUGUACACUCUUCCUCCUUUGAUUGCUAUUCUUUCAUUUUGCCUUAUUUACUUAAUCUCAAUAAAAUUAUAAAUAUUAAAAUUUUAAGAAAUGUUUUUUUCUGAA